AUGCACCUUUCGGUUACCUUCUUCCUCCACGAGAAGGUAGCAAUGCUGGAAGGGGCCAUUUACCGUCUCAACCAUUGCUAUAUGGUUGCAUUAUUCACUAAAACAAAAGUGCACCACGAGGCAAUGAUUCGCCCGAGGAGAGCCGUGCGAGUGCAAACAGGCUUCGAAAUAGAAAGACGGAAGUCUGCUCUAAGCCACUCUCGAAUCGUGACAGGUCUUCCGGGCUUGGUAUUCCCCAUGGGCCAAAGUCUUGCCGUCAGUAUCAUGUCGGAUCCAAAAAUAAACCACCAUAGGCCACUGAUUACCAAGCGUAUGGACACUAUUGGCAUACGCGGACCUUCGCACCAUCACCAGCACCUGCCACUAAUCUCCAUGGUGCUGUUCCUGUCCAUGACUGCUGUGCCCGAGACAUGGUUUCUGGGUUUCUUCUGCCUAUUUCGGGAAGAUGCCACGAGGGAAACUAUUCGAGGAGCCCUUCCAAAGCUCUCAUGA
Monascus purpureus is the source of this 492-nucleotide messenger RNA. The record is from the annotation of a GenBank genome assembly. Lineage: Eukaryota; Fungi; Ascomycota; Eurotiomycetes; Eurotiales; Aspergillaceae.